CAAAUUCCCUAUCGAGGAAAUGGAGGGAACAUCUAGCUCAUCCGCCGCCGGCCACACCAUCGUGAUAAAUGCCCUAACUAACCGGGGCUGGUGCUUCGGAGACGUCGCUAACUUGAAGGCUCUGGUCACUGAAUUCUCUUCCUUGAUCGGCGGCGGUAAUAAUCAAACAAGCGCGGUCGUGGACUCAGUGGAGGCGGAGCUGCUUAACAUGGAUAUCAGGUUGAUCGGAGGUAAGUCUCUCCCCGAACCGACCGAGUUGCGCAGGUGUUCUCAUCUUCAAGGUCCCAAAGUUCUCCAGAUAAGUUCUGUUCGGGAUGUUACAAAAAGCAGUGCAGAGGAAUUUCUGGGAAGCUCGAGUGGUAAACGAGUGCUGAAAUUCGCUUUGACUGAUGGGAAGAUAGAGAUAUCCGCACUUGAGUACUCUCAUAUACCAUCGAUUAGCAAUGAUGUGACUCCUGGUACUAAGGUCCGUCUAGAAAAUAAGGCUGUGGUACGUGACGGUCUAGUAUGUUUGACUCCAAAAGAGGUGACUGUAUUGGGCGGUUAUGUGCAAUCACUCACUGAAGAAUGGCAGAUGAAGAAAAAAUACGCUAGUUUGUCUCGUUCAUCUGGAAGGCAAUCUCAAGAAAGCAAAGCUGGUGAUGGCCCUCCUCCAUUUGAGGAGUUGCAGAUUCGUACAGGUUCCCAUCACCGUGAUUACUACAAGACGACUUCUAGGAACACUGUACCCACAGCUGCAGAAAGCGCCGUAAAACAUACCUCUGGAGAAAAAGGUGAAAGUAGUGACAUUUAUGGGAACAAAAAAGGUACUGAUAAGAAUUUACAGAGGAAUCCUGCAGAUCCUGAUUCAAAAACUGUCAAAGUUGAAAAUCAGGAAAAGCCAAGCACUUCCGACACAAGACCUAAACAAGUGGUGGAAGCUGUUCCGUUACAGAACCAAGCGGCUGCCCAGAUACUUCUUGAGAAGAUGAAACAUUCGAGUGCAAAUGAACGGCAAUACCAAGGAAGAAGAGGUAGAGGUAGAGGUAGAGGUAGAGGGAGUGGAAGGGAAGAAGACGACUCUGCAGUAUUUACACUUGAUGAGUGGGAAAAGAGGAAUACUGGUGGGGGAGUUCUUGCCACAGCUGACCAUCCGAGCGACACUACCCGUGAUGAAGAUCUUGCGUGGCAGCUUCAGAAUCAGUUUGAUCUUGAAGACUCUUAUGGACAUGAGGUGCAUGGAACUGGUGCAGUGGAUAUCAGAAUGAAUAUGUUUGAUUACGGAAGAGCAGACGAUAACUUUGGCCAUGGAAGGGGAAGAGGAGGAGGAAGGGGAAGAGGACGAGGGCGAGGGCAUAGGCGAGGAAGAGGACGUGUUUAGAUUAUAAUGAAAUUAUCCACACUUAUGGUGGCAACUCUGAUGAAUCUGUAGAUUGUGCUUUUUCGAGUGAUUCGGAUUUUCGUGAGAAGUUCCGAAUUUGAACAUAAAUGCCUACCGGAUGAUAACUGGUAAGAUGUAGCUUCGUCAACAACUCAUCUGAAGUGAGACACUUUUGGAAUGAAGUUUUUACAGUACAACACAAUUCCAUCUAAAACACCAUUUCAUGUAGCUUUGUGGUUUAGGACCCUUACACACUCUCGUUGGUGCCCAUAUGUUUCUUCAUUUCUGUAGUGAAUUGCAUUGGUUGAUGCAAGAGGAAAAACAAAAUGGACACCGAAGUAUAAAAUGUAUUA
Eutrema salsugineum is the source of this 1713-nucleotide messenger RNA. Its product is annotated as tudor domain-containing protein 3. The transcript is spliced from 7 exons. The record is from RefSeq and is a predicted model, not a curated record. NCBI's taxonomy places the organism in Eukaryota, Viridiplantae, Streptophyta, Magnoliopsida, Brassicales, Brassicaceae. Gene Ontology annotation, cellular component: nucleus. Bases 20 to 1360 code for a protein of 446 amino acids.